AUUUAAUAAAAUAAUUAUUAUUUAUUAUGUUUUUAUAAUAGAUGUGUUUUAGUAAGUAGUUUUUACUUUGUAUUAUGAGGAUUAGUCCUAUAUUAUGCUGGUUAAUUAGGACUCCUAUAGUUUUUUCUUAUAAACCUUAUCCUUCCAGUUUUAAAUUGAGAGCUAAUAUUCCAAUGGCGAGAGGAAAUGAGGAUUUUGGUUCAAUUAAGCCAAAAUUUAUCGAUAUCGGUGCAAAUUUAACUGAUUCUCGAUAUCGAGGUUAUUAUAACGGUUCCCUUAAACACGAUCCUGAUCUCAAUAGUGUAUUGGAGAGAUCUAAGAGCGUUGGAAUGGAAAAGAUAGUUAUUACUGCCGGGUGUUUGGAGGAAGUUCAUCAAGCUUUGGACUUGUGUAACACUUAUGAUAAGGAGUGCAAAUAUUUGUUCACGACUGUUGGAGUACAUCCGACUCGUUGUAAUGAAUUUGUGAAGAAUAAAUAUAAUAAAACUGAAUCUGAGUAUUUGGAGGCCCUCGAUAAUCUAAUUACUCAGAAUAGAGAUAGAGUUGUAGCCAUUGGCGAAUUAGGCCUUGAUUAUGACCGUUUAAACUUUUGCAAUAAACAAACACAAAACAAGUAUUUUGAGUAUCAAUUGGAAUUAUCAAGAAGGCACAAAUUACCUUUAUUUUUACACAUGAGAGAAGCAACAGCUGAUUUUAUGGAUAUAUUGAGGAGAAAUAGAGACAAAUGGGAGUUAGGUGUGGUCCAUAGUUUCACAUCAGACUUAAACUCUCUGGAAACUGUAUUAAAAGAGGACUUAUUCAUUGGUAUUAAUGGAUGUUCACUUAAAACAGAUUCUAAUCUACAAACUGUUAAACACAUUCCUCUCAACAAACUACUCUUAGAAACAGAUUCACCGUGGUGCGGUAUUAAGAGUACACAUUCCAGUAGUAAAUAUGUGAAGACUAAAUUUAAUACAGUGAAGCGACCGGAACAAAUGACACCAGAAACUGUUCUCACUAUAAGAACUGAACCUUGCCACAUACUAAAUGUAGCAGAAGUUGUGCACCAGUUAAUUGAUCCAAACAUGGACUUUACACAGUUUACCAACCAGAUUUAUGAGAAUACACUAAGAUUGUUUACCAAGCUGAAAUAAACGAAGUUCUUGGAAUUUCUUAUGAUUCCACGUGUUUUUACAUUUAAAAACCUGUAAAUUUAAUUUUUUAUUAUUUUUAA
Molecule: messenger RNA, 1213 nt
Organism: Theileria parva strain Muguga
Lineage: Eukaryota; Apicomplexa; Aconoidasida; Piroplasmida; Theileriidae
Gene: TATDN1
Product: putative deoxyribonuclease TATDN1
Exons: 7
Coding region: 75-1133 (352 amino acids)
Cellular component (GO): cytosol
Molecular function (GO): 3'-5'-DNA exonuclease activity
Source: RefSeq, a predicted model, not a curated record